Molecule: messenger RNA, 2176 nt
Organism: Saprolegnia diclina VS20
Lineage: Eukaryota; Oomycota; Saprolegniomycetes; Saprolegniales; Saprolegniaceae
Exons: 10
Coding region: 75-2018 (647 amino acids)
Molecular function (GO): palmitoyltransferase activity; protein binding
Source: RefSeq, a predicted model, not a curated record
CCGGACAGGCGGACGUCGACUUGUUAUUGUUUUUCGAAGGCCGAUUCCGUGCCGGCGACAAGAGCAGCGCCACGAUGGACGGGAUCAUCUACCAAGGCCAGAACAUCUACGCGGCCGCGCUGAGCGGGGACUUCCCGCUCGUCGUGCUGCUCUGGGGCAUGGCGGCCGCGCAGCAAGUGAGCCCGUUCACGCCCGACGCCAGCAUGAACUCGGCCGUGCACUUUGCGGCCGCGGGCGGCAACAUUGAGAUUCUGCACUUCUUUGCGCAGCAAGCGUCGGCGCUGCGCCCGCACGUGACCGACAUCAUGGACGCACCCAACAGCGCGGGCGAGACACCGCUCAUCCGAGCGGCCCACGCCGGGCAAGUCGCGGCCGCCAAGGCGCUCGUGAGUUUUGGCUGCAAUAUCCUCGCGCAAGACGUAAACGGCAACACGCCAGCGCACCAUGCGGCGCACCAAGGCCAUUUGUGGACGCUGCACUAUUUAUUGGAGGCCCAGCCCUGCGACAUCGACCACGUUCUCGGCGGCCAGUGCUUGAUGCAGCGCGAUAUUUUGCACUGGGCGAUCGACGGCGGCAAUGCCACGGUGCUGCAGUACAUCCUUGACCGCGGCUACGACCCGAACGUGCCCGACUACGAGGGCCGGACCGCCUUGCACCAUGCGAUCUUGGACAGCAACAAACCGCUGAUUCAGCUCCUCCUCGCGUACGGCGCCAAGAGCGACACGAGCGACGAGCGCGGGCUCACGGCCAUCUCAACCGCCAACAACCUCCAUCGGAAUACGAUUGUCAACAUGAUCUUGACGCCGACGCUGCCAGCGCACAAGGCCUUUGCGACCCCGCGGACGACGCGGUUUUGGGUACUCCUCAUCUACGCCGUUCUCUGGUGCGGCUGCUUGAUGCUGAGUUUGGUCGUGCCGUGGUACGCGUUCUUCCCGCUGCUGCUGCUCGCGAUCUACCUCUCGAUGAAGACGCUCGCCAUGUCCAACCACAAACACUCCAAGGGCCAUAGCCAUGGCCACAAGAAAUUGUCGUCGAUUGCGCCGAGCGUGCCGCUCCACUCGGGCCAGCGCCAUGGCUCUGUCAGCGGCAUUCAGUUUACAGAGCAAGAUCGCCACGUCCUCGACGAUGAGGCGGCGACCGCGCAGGUCACGUGCGGUGCCCGUGUCCGAAAGGUGUGGAGCGUCGUGGCUGCCCAGCCCGAACUCGCGAUCGGACUCUGGUUUGGGUGGAUGCUGGCCUUUACGGGCUGCCUCGCGUAUGUUAUGUACCGCGAUUACUUUAGUUCGACGGCGUCCCAAUUCGACUGGUGGACACCCAUGCUGCCGCUGGUGUUUGUCUUGGGCGCUGUGGAAGCAACCUGUCUCGUCGUGUGGCUCGUGCUCGUCGUCAGCGAUGCUGGUCACGUCAACACGUCGCACGAAGACCUCCCCAAGAUGCUGUCCCAAGCAGCAUCAGGCGUCGCGCCCGUGGCGACGGAGCACUGUACCACGUGCAUGGUCGCCAAGCCGAUUCGGUCCAAACACUGUGCGCUCUGUGGCAUUUGCGUCGGGCGCAUGGACCACCACUGCGUCUGGGUCAACAAGUGCAUUGGCUUUACCAAUCACCGCGUGUUUGUGCUCUUUUUGACGACGCAACUCGUCACGAUCGCACUCUACUUGGUGCUGUUCGUGCUCUAUUUGCGCAAGGACGAUGCGUUUCUCGAGACACUUUUGCAUUCGUCGCUCCCCGAGGUUGUGCUUGUCGUAUGGGCGACGCUCUGCUGCUUGGGUCUCGCCAACCUCCUCCGCACGCAGCUCGCUGGCAUUGCUCGAAAUGUGACAGUCAACGAGUCGAUCAACUGGAAGCGGUACCCGUACCUCAAGGCUGUUGGCAGCAACAAAAGAACCAACCCGUUCGAUCAAGGUUUUGGCGCCAACAUCGCUGAGUUUUUGUCCCACUCGGUCGACUACUUGAAGCUCCGAGAGGCGCCUCGGCCCAAAAUGCUCUCGGGCGACGACACGGCCGUGAAAUCUGUGUGAUUUUUAAAGUCCGCGCGAUGACGAGUCACAAAAUGGGCUUUUGCAAGCGCCAACCGUAUACAGCGUAAACUUGAAUAUACAUGCAGUAUACAUAUACCACAGAGAAGCCAUGAGCAAUACAACGCCCGCUGACCUCGCUGCAGAGCUCCAACCGGGCC